Molecule: messenger RNA, 1458 nt
Organism: Penicillium vulpinum
Lineage: Eukaryota; Fungi; Ascomycota; Eurotiomycetes; Eurotiales; Aspergillaceae
Exons: 8
Coding region: 1-1458 (485 amino acids)
Biological process (GO): carbohydrate metabolic process
Molecular function (GO): hydrolase activity, hydrolyzing O-glycosyl compounds
Source: RefSeq, a predicted model, not a curated record
AUGCGACUGUUAUCAGCUUGUCUGGCUACCCUCUUAGCUGUCUCGGCGAAAAGCAAAUACAUUGUACCCGGAGGCAGAUGGCGCGACACAGAUGGGAACUUCAUUAAUGCACAUGGUGCCGGUAUCACCUUCGACCAGAGGUCCGGGCGCUUCUGGUGGUUUGGCGAAUAUAAGACCGAAGAAGAGCCAGAAGGCGGAGGCGUCUCUGUUUAUAGCUCAGAGGAUCUGAGUACCUGGAAAUUCGGGGGACUGGCCCUAGCUCCAAUCAAGGGACACCCAUAUAUCGCCCCUGGCGGCGUGAUUCAACGGCCGAAAGUGGCCUACAGCCCCGAUACUGAUGAUUAUCAUAUGUGGUGGCAUGCAGACAACUCCACCUACGGGCUCCUUCUCCAAGGCCACGCGGUGUCCUCCGCGAUCGGCGGGCCGUACACUUUCGUUGACGCAAUAGCCCCGCUUGGAAACUGGUCCCAGGAUUUUGGAUUGUUUACCGACUACAAGGACGGUCGAUCUUACGCUCUCUACUCGAAUGGAGAUAGUAAAGAUGGACGAGAUGUGUACCUAUCAAGUAUGAACAAUAAUCUCACGGCACUCGAAAAGGUCGUUUAUCGAUUCCCAAAAUUUGAUCUUGAGGCACCUACUAUCAUGCAGACAGAGAAGAGCUACUGGGCACUUAUGAGCCAUAAGACGGGAUAUAGGCCAAACAACGUGGUUGCAUUUCGAGCCGACUCACUGAGCGGUCCUUGGUCACAGCCCUUUAUUGUGGCGCCAUUAAAUACGCGAACUUUUAACUCGCAGUCUGGAUACACGCUCAGGAUUGAGGGGAAAAAAAAGACAACAUACCUAUAUAUUGGAGAUCAAUGGGACUCCAAUUCUGUCUGGGAUAGUCGUUAUAUAUGGUUACCAAUUCAGACUGAUGAGUCUAAGAAGACUCUAGAGUUAGAGUGGCACGAUGUUUAUGAUCUUGACGUGAAAAAUGGGGACUGGAAACCUAUCAAGGGAAAACCAUACACCGCAAAAAAGGCAAAGACGAACGGUGAUGCAUAUAAGCAGGAGGCUAACUUUGCAACCGACGGUGUUAUUCUCACUGGAAUAUACGGAAAUGACAGCACAGUUACGUUCGAAAAUAUUGAGGGAUCUGGAAAACCCCAAUGGGUGUCAUUCUACUAUCAAAAUAUUGAUGAUUUGGGUUUUGGCGACCAACCUGGCGGUACCCCGGACAGGAUUGGCGGCGCAUGGCAGCUGCGUCGGAUUAGCAGCGUGGUGGUCAACGGAGACCCUUUGAGCUUACAAACUCUAUACCAACGAGAUACACACAAAGGUGUUAUUCUCUCCACUCCGCUGCAGUUGACACUAAACAAGGGGAACAAGAACACCAUUACGGUCGGGGGACUAUAUAAUGGGUUUGACUACAAGGGUGCUGAUUUGGAUCGGAUAGUUGUGUAUCCUACGGAGAGGUAG